This is a messenger RNA of Trichoderma asperellum CBS 433.97, 1923 nucleotides long. RefSeq lists its product as uncharacterized. Lineage: Eukaryota; Fungi; Ascomycota; Sordariomycetes; Hypocreales; Hypocreaceae. Gene Ontology annotation, biological process: cellular response to oxidative stress; protein phosphorylation. The record is from RefSeq and is a predicted model, not a curated record. Gene Ontology annotation, molecular function: calcium/calmodulin-dependent protein kinase activity; ATP binding; calmodulin binding.
GUACCAGCUUGCAAAUCCCCAAAAUCUUUUUCCUCCAACCCAAGGUCGCAAGAAUCCAUCUUCUUAAGCGGCUCCUCUUUUUGGGCGCAUCAAUACAAAAAUUCGUCUCGUGUAUACCCACCACUUUGCUCUUCGCAGCUGGCAACUGAACGCCCUCCGCCACCUUUUCUCCCCUCUACAUCUCUUGUCUCUCAACGCCACGCGCUCGCACAGCAUCCGGGAUUCCACGGGCUCUUCAGCCAUCCAAGUCGGCCCACGAUGAGCCGCCAGCAGCCACAGCAGCAGCCCCAGGUCCAGCCUUGUAGAUACAAGGUUGGGAAAACUCUGGGAGCUGGCUCAUACUCGGUCGUCAAGGAAUGCGUCCAUAUCGAUACCGGGCGCUACUAUGCCGCCAAGGUUAUCAAUAAGCGACUUAUGGCGGGGCGAGAACACAUGGUCCGGAAUGAAAUCGCCGUCCUGAAAAAGGUGUCCAUGGGACACCAGAACAUCCUGACGCUGGUCGACUACUUCGAGACCAUGAACAACCUGUACCUCGUCACAGACUUGGCUCUCGGAGGCGAGCUGUUUGACCGCAUCUGCAGAAAGGGCUCGUACUACGAAUCCGAUGCGGCUGAUCUAAUUCGGGCGACACUCUCCGCCGUCGCAUACCUCCACGACCACGGCAUCGUCCACCGUGACUUGAAGCCCGAGAAUCUACUCUUCCGCACCCCCGAGGACAAUGCAGACCUGCUCAUCGCCGACUUUGGCCUGUCCCGCAUCAUGGAUGAGGAGCAGUUCCAUGUUCUCACGACGACUUGCGGUACUCCUGGCUACAUGGCUCCUGAGAUUUUUAAGAAGACCGGCCAUGGUAAGCCCGUUGACCUGUGGGCCAUCGGUGUCAUCACCUACUUCCUCCUCUGCGGCUAUACCCCCUUCGACCGAGACUCCGACUUUGAGGAGAUGCAAGCCAUUCUCAACGCCGACUACAGCUUCACCCCCGUCGAGUACUGGCGCGGCGUCUCUUCGCACGCCAAGGACUUCAUCCGUCGCUGCCUCACCAUCGACCAGGACAAGCGCAUCACCGCCCACGAGGCCCUUCAGCAUCCGUUCGUUGCUGGUCUCGCCCCUUCGGACGGCGCUGGCGAGAACUUGCUUCCCACAAUCAAGAAGAACUUCAACGCUCGGCGCACGCUGCACGCGGCUAUCGACACUGUCCGCGCCAUCAACAAGUUACGGGAGGCCCAGAAUCUCAUGAUGGACGGCGCUCGUUCCCAAGAGCCCACGCGCAACCGCGGUGCUGGCCCCAACAUCCCGGGCCCUCCCGUCAACGGUGUCCGCAAAGACGACAGCGCCAUCUCUAUGGGCUCCAGCCAGGGCAAUGACAGCGAACCCAGCGCGAACAGGCAAGCCGACGAUGUAGUCAUGGGCAACACAACUCCUGCUUCUGACGUGCCCGCAGCACUACAGCCGGGCAACAUGGCCAACCGUCUUGUACAAACAAGCAAAGGCCUCUGGAACCCCGAGGCUGCCAGGUAGCUUUACCUCUGCCUCACAGGUAUGGUAAAUAACCGCAUUUCUUUCUUUCUUUUUUUUUUUGUUGUUCUUUUUGGCAUGCCAGCACCAAGUAGCGAGAGAGAAAAGGAGUAUCUCUAUAAAGAAGAGAGAACAUGCGUAUGUGUGCACCGGCGCUGGCAGCCCACUUGAUACCCAGCCAUGUUUCUCAUAGAAUCUACUUGGGGGAAGAAAUCGUUUCUCUAUUUUGUGCUUCCCAGCUACGAGAGAAUGAAGUGAUGGAUUUGAUAUAUCGUCGUUUUGGAAUUUUCACUCUGCCUCCAUCAUUUGCCUUGCAAAACAAAAGAAGAAGAAGAAGAAAAAAAAUUGAAUUUGAACACUUUUUUUUUACCCUUUUCUUUCACUCUUUCCUUAUUCUCACCUUUUUUUUUU